GUCCAAGUGAUGGGAGCUAACCCACCAUCAGUGCCGCUGUUAAUGCCUUCCAUGAUAACAUCACAGAACCAGCACCCAACAGUUGCUUCCCCUGUCCACCUCCUACAGAACACGUCAAUGUUGCCUCUGAUGCAGCGACCGCCACAGUCAAGCCUGCAGCAGCAAACUCAGGCGUUAGGAGCUGGCCGUUACAUCAUUCCCACCACAUUUGGUGCAUUCAUAGGACCUGGAGGGCCGGUCUGA
Molecule: messenger RNA, 243 nt
Organism: Candidula unifasciata
Lineage: Eukaryota; Metazoa; Mollusca; Gastropoda; Stylommatophora; Geomitridae
Source: the annotation of a GenBank genome assembly